AUGAAAUAGAUUCCUAUUGUAUAUUAUUAUCAAAAUGAACCAAAGACACAAUUUAUGUUCUUUUUUUAAGGAGAGGAAGUACAAUAAUUAUCUAACUUUAUUGUAGCUGAUAGUAAAAAAUAUAUUACAGCAAUUUCCUUUUAAGAUUACAACACAUCAUAUUAGAUUUAAGAUAUUUGUUUAAGAUAUUGAACCAAAAACGUAAUCAAUUAAUUUAACUAAUAGAUAUGCUUGGUUUGAUAUUUCUAAUCCUAAUGCUAAAGUACCAGUUGUUAAUGAUACUGUUUUCGUUAAAAUAUUAACUCUUUAACAUCUUUCAUAUAGUAGAAUAGCUAAAAAAAUGGUUGAAAGUUUGUUUUAAGAUUAAAAAGUUGGAGAUUUAAAGAUCUAACAAAAUCCUAUUUAAUAGUCGUAUUAAACUUAAAAAUAACAAUCUAAUUCAUCACCUAAAUUACAAUAGUAAUAAAAUUAAAAAUAAAUUUAACAAUAAGGUGGUGAGAGAUAUAGCAAUAAGUAAUUUAGUAAUUUAUCAAAUGGGACUAGUCAAGGUGGCGAUCUUUUAGAAGCAUUUGAAAAAUUUGAUUACAAACCAAAUCCUCAUCAUACUUAAUCAUAACCAAUCAGCCAUACAGAUUUAGAUAUAAAUAAUACUAAUUUAAAUUUAAAUUAACCAAAACAAUAGUAAAAUAAUAAAGAUUCCUUACAGUUUUUAGGAUUUAAUCCUCAAUCACAGUAACCAUAAGCAAAAUAGGGUGAAGAUUUAUUUGAAUUCUAGACAAAUAUAGAUAAAUAACCUAUUGUUUAAAAGGAGUAAUCUCAAAGAGAGGAUCUAUUUUAAUUUGAUGUUCCAAAACAAUCAAUAUAAUAAUAAUAAUAAUAAUAAUAAUAAUAAUAAUAAUAAUAAUAAUAAUAAUAAUAAUAAUAAUAAUAAUAAUAAUAAUAAUAUGAAGGGCUUACAGAUAAAUAAAUUGUUGAUUUGAGAGUAGAAUAAGCAGCUGAGGGUCUAUAAAAGAUUUGGUAGGAGGAAGAAGAUUAUAAUGUUUUGAGAUAACAAGCAAAAGAUGAAGUAGAACCAAAAAUAUUAAAUUGGGCUUAUAAAAAUAAUGUAAGAAAUAAUUUAAGAUUGCUUCUUUCUACAUUGAAUGAUGUUUUAUGGGAAGGAACAGAUUGGUAAUGUUCAAUAGGUGAUUUAAUGACUGAUGGUAAAAUGAAGGUAUUUAAUAUAUCUAAUUUAUUAGUUAAAGUAUCGUUAAGCAUUAUUGAUUGUUCAUCCUGAUAAACAUAAUUAAAGUCCUCCUGUUUAAAGAUAUAUUGCUGAAAGAGUAUUUUAUGAACUUAAUUAAGCUUGGAAUGAUGUCAAAAACAAAAGUUGA
Molecule: messenger RNA, 1373 nt
Organism: Paramecium pentaurelia
Lineage: Eukaryota; Ciliophora; Oligohymenophorea; Peniculida; Parameciidae
Source: the annotation of a GenBank genome assembly